AUGGCUUCCACUCUCGCCUUCCCUCAGCAGCAACAGCAGCAGCAGGCCCUGCCAAUCCAGUCCGUCAGCUCCUCCAACAUUGACAACAGUCUCCUCAGCGCUCUGGCAACUUAUGUCACCACCGGCAGCCACGCCCGCAGCACCACUGAGCAGGAGAUCCAGGAGCUUGCCUCUGCUGUUGUUGCCAAGCCCGGUGGCCGAGCUCACCUCGAGUCCCUCAUCCAAUUCGACUCCUGCCCCGACCACCAGGUCUGGAAGAACCAGGCUAAUGCCAGCGGAAAGAUCAACAUUACCAAGACUAACCUCACCAUCGCCCUCGAAGUUGCUACUCUUGAGUUGAGCUUCUCUGCUUCUGGCGCUGGCUUCUAUGUCCCCUGGAGUGGUUCCCUGAACGCUGGUACCCUCUACUACAAUGAGUUCAGCCAGCUCACUCCCGGAAAUGCCACCUUCAAGCUUUGGGUCAAAGGUCUUGACUUCUAUGUUAGCAUCUACCGCAACCAGGUCUACAUCGGCAACUUCUUCUAUCCUAACAUCGGCUUUGUCUUCCCUCCCGGCACCAUCGACCUCAACGGUACUAUUGCCUAA
Fusarium fujikuroi IMI 58289 is the source of this 585-nucleotide messenger RNA. RefSeq lists its product as uncharacterized. The coding region runs from base 1 to 585 and encodes 194 amino acids. The transcript is spliced from 3 exons. NCBI's taxonomy places the organism in Eukaryota, Fungi, Ascomycota, Sordariomycetes, Hypocreales, Nectriaceae. The record is from RefSeq and is a predicted model, not a curated record.